Esox lucius (northern pike) is the source of this 890-nucleotide messenger RNA. RefSeq names its product DnaJ (Hsp40) homolog, subfamily C, member 8 (gene dnajc8). The record is from RefSeq and is marked provisional. Gene Ontology annotation, cellular component: nucleus. NCBI's taxonomy places the organism in Eukaryota, Metazoa, Chordata, Actinopteri, Esociformes, Esocidae.
AGCCAAGAUGGCGGCUGCCGGAGGAGAGCCCUCUGCCCAGGGUGGUUCGGACGAUUUGUUUAAUAAUUUCUACUCAGAGGUGAAGCAGAUUGAGAAAAGAGACUCUGUGUUAACUUCGAAGCAGCAGAUAGACAGACUGCUAAGACCUGGGGCAUCCUACUUUAAUUUAAACCCCUUUGAGGUGUUACAAAUCGAUCCAGAGGCAACUGAUGAUGAGCUGAAGAAGAGGUUCAGAGCGCUGUCCAUUUUGGUCCAUCCAGACAAGAACCAGGAUGAUCCAGACCGAGCACAGCGAGCCUUUGAAGCUGUGGACAAAGCCUACAAAAACCUGUUGGAUCCGGAACAAAAGAAGAGAGCCAUUGAUGUGAUCCAAGCAGGAAGGGAAUAUGUUGAGCAUAAUAUGAAAGAAAAGAAGAAACAGUUGAAGAAAGAUGGCAAGCCUCAAUUCGUGGAGGAGGAUGACCCAGAAAUGUUCAGACAGGCGGUGUACAAGCAGACAAUGAAGCUUUUUGCAGAGCUUGAAUUAAAAAGGAAGGAGAGGGAAGCCAAGGAUAUGCAUGAACGAAAAAGGGCAAGAGAAGAAGAGAUUGAGACUGCAGAGAAAGCAAAGCGAGAGAGGGAAUGGCAGAAAAACUUUGAGGAAACAAGGGACGGACGAGUGGAUAGUUGGAGGAGUUUCCAAGCAGGCAAAGGCAAGGCUAAAAAAGAGAAGAAACCCAGGUCGUUCCUGAAGCCUCCUAAAGUCAAGAUGGAACAGAGAGAGUAAAGUCUGUUAAACUGUGAUGGUCAAGGAUCCUCCCCAAAGGCUACAUCCCAAUUCUUGACUCUUUUCCUAAAGCGUGCACUUGAACUGUCCCCAUCAUGUUUAAACCCAUAGGAAUUGAUAGUUU